Messenger RNA from Staurois parvus, 341 nucleotides. NCBI's taxonomy places the organism in Eukaryota, Metazoa, Chordata, Amphibia, Anura, Ranidae. The record is from the annotation of a GenBank genome assembly.
UGACAAAAUGGAACACAGCAGCAGUGUGAGGAGACCUGAAAGUGGCACAUGGCAGAAGCGUGUGGCGAUGGAGACAGCAGCAAUGGGAGGCCGUACAGGGACCCAUGACACACUGUGCACCUGGCAGCAGCAUGAGGAGGCGGUACAGGGGCCCAUGGCAGAUUAGGGGCCUGGCAGCAGCAAUGGGAGCCCGUAAUCUGCCAGCACCCUAUGACAAAAUGGAACCCAGCAGCAGUGUGAGGAGACCUGAAAGUGGCACAUGGCAGAGUGUGGCGAUGGAGACAGCAGCAAUGGGAGGCGGUACAGGGACCCAUGAGACACUGUGGACCUGGCAGCAGCAU